ACCAGUAUUUUGGGCUAUCGACGACCGGAUGAGCACAAAAAGAGUCUCAACAGAGAGUUUCAUCAGCGUUUUCCGAAUGUCCAACUAACCCUGACAAAAAUGCGUAGUCUUAAACUCAAUCUUCUCUCAAUCGCCUUGAGGAUGAAUUUGGACCUGUGGAUCGUAGCCCACGCCUAUGUUCUUUUCGAGAAGAUGGUUUUAAAGCUGUUUGUCUGCAAGUCGAAUCGAAAGCUUUGCGCUGGAGCUGCCUUGCUGAUCAGUGCCAAGUUGAAUGAUCUGAAGGGACCAGCUCUACCUGUUUUUAUUCAGGAGAUUGAGAGCGAACUUCGAAUCUCCCAUCGAGAUCUCCUGAGAAUGGAGAUGGCGGUAUUUAUUGGAUUGGAGUUUUGUGUUUUGCCAAGCCCCGCUGAGACACAACCUCAUUUUGCUCAAAUUCAAAAGUCCCUUGGAGUUGUAUCUGUGCCGCGACGUCCAUCGAAUGCGUCGCACUCUCUCGAGGACGAUCAUGUCUUCACCUCGACGGAGUAG
Molecule: messenger RNA, 528 nt
Organism: Hydatigera taeniaeformis
Lineage: Eukaryota; Metazoa; Platyhelminthes; Cestoda; Cyclophyllidea; Taeniidae
Source: the annotation of a GenBank genome assembly